GCGGUGUUCUUCCUGUUCACAACGACAAGCAGCGUGAUGUGCGGUGAACCAGGCGGUGGGAAUCUAACGCACCUACAGUAGAAAGACGUGAGUGUCGGAUAAAAGACGUUUGGCUCGGCUGCUAGACGAAAGACAGAGUAGUGCCUGGCAGACUCGUCACGUAGCCGGCUACACUCUAGUAUUGUCUCCUAGAAAACGGACAAGGAGAAAGAAGGACGUUUCUACAUUUUUUUUUUUACAAAAUAAUCGGAACUACGCAACUACGAUUUUCCUUCAUUCUCCGAGUCAGACGUGUAUUCGAAGGCUUGCCCUGCGCAGGCAGACGGAAAUCGGUUGAAAAUGCCUCCUGUUGAAAAUGACACCGGGAAGAAUGAACUCAAAUCCCGGAUUCAGCAGCUUAUUGACUCAAAUCAAGUGAUGGUUUUCAGCAAAAGCUACUGCCCGUAUUGUACGAAGGUGAAAGACCUGUUCACAGAGUUGAAUGUCAAGUGUAACGUGGAGGAGUUGGACCUCAUAGAGGAUGGAACCAGUUACCAGGAGAUGCUGCUUGAGAUGACUGGACAGAAAACGGUUCCUUAUGUCUUCAUCAACAAGACACACCUUGGUGGCUGUGACAACACAAUGCAGGCUCAUAAAAAUGGCAGCCUGCAGCAGCUACUGGGUUGUGACAGUGAAUCAUACGACUACGACCUUAUCGUCAUCGGAGGAGGAUCUGGAGGCCUGGCCUGCUCAAAGGAAGCUGCCCUGUUGGGGAAGAAGGUCAUGGUGCUGGACUUUGUCGUGCCCACACCUAAAGGGACUACCUGGGGCCUUGGAGGAACUUGUGUGAAUGUGGGCUGCAUUCCCAAGAAGCUGAUGCACCAGACGGCUCUGUUGGGCACAGCCAUGCAGGACGCACGCAAGUAUGGCUGGGAGUUCGAUCAGACAGAGAAACACAACUGGGAGACAAUGAGGACGGCAGUGAACGACUACAUUGGCUCAUUGAACUGGGGUUACAGGUUGUCGCUGAGAGACAAGCAAGUCAACUAUGUCAAUGCCUACGCAGAGUUCAUUGAACCACACAAAAUCAAGGCGACAAACAAACGAGGGAAGGAGACAUUUUACACCGCAGCUAAUUUUGUCUUGGCUACGGGCGAGAGACCCCGCUACCUGGGUGUUCCUGGAGACAAGGAGUACUGCAUCACCAGUGACGACCUUUUCUCGUUGCCUUACUGCCCUGGAAAGACCCUGGUGAUCGGGGCGUCGUAUGUGGCUUUGGAGUGUGGUGGCUUCCUAGCUGGCUUGGGUCUUGAUGUCACCAUAAUGGUCCGAUCCAUCCUGCUGAGGGGCUUUGACCAAGAAAUGGCCAACCGUGCCGGAGAGCACAUGGAGGAACAUGGUGUUAAAUUCCUCCGGAGAUUCGUCCCUGUCAAAAUAGAGGAGCUGGAAGCAGGUGCUCCUGGAAAGCUGAAGGUGACGGCUAAGUCCACAGAAACUGAUGAGAUCAUCGAGGGAGAAUACAACACUGUGUUGAUAGCUGUGGGCCGUGACGCAUGCACUGACAAGCUUGGUCUGGACAAGACAGGGGUCAUGGUCAACCCUAAGAAUGGCAAGAUUCCAGUGAACGAUGAAGAGCAGACCAAUGUGCCUCACAUCUACGCCAUUGGAGACAUUCUGGAGGGCAAGUGGGAGCUGACACCUGUUGCCAUCCAGGCUGGCAAACUGUUGGCACGACGCCUCUAUGCAGGAUCAAGCCUCAAGUGUGACUACAUCAAUGUGCCCACAACUGUUUUCACUCCACUGGAGUAUGGUGCCUGCGGUCUGUCGGAGGAGAAAGCUACGGAGCUCUACGGACAGGGCAACAUUGAGGUGUUCCACACUCUGUUCUGGCCUCUGGAGUUCACUGUGCCCGGCAGGGACAACAACAAGUGCUAUGCCAAGAUCAUCUGCAACAAACUUGACAAUGAUCGAGUCAUUGGGUUUCACUACUUGGGUCCCAAUGCAGGAGAGGUGACGCAGGGUUUCGGUGUAGCCAUGAAAUGUCGUGUCACCAAAGAACAGCUGGACGGCACCAUCGGCAUCCACCCAACCUGUGCUGAGGUCUUCACCACUUUGGAAGUGACCAAGAGAUCUGGUGGAGACAUCACCACUGCAGGCUGCUGAGGUUAAACCCUGCUAGUUUAGCAGGCUGCUCUCAUCCAGAUCCUCACUUUACUCCGCACUUGUUUCUCAGGACAAACCAAACAACACAGCAAGUGUCUGAAGCAGUGAUCGUGAAGAAUGUAGAGCCCAGACUGUGGAAGUCUGCAGCUCAGGCUCUGUAACUGUGACAUGAGAGCAGCCCGCUGAACAGUGGGGUUACUUCGCUGCUGUUUUUUUGUUUUGUUUUUUCCCCACUGGCCACCUGUGUGAUGUUCUCAGAGGAGCUCCAACACCAGUCUGUGUGUGUUUGGGCUGUUUGUGACGUCCUGGCCCGUAACCACUAAUGAGGUGGGCAAGGAUCGAUGUCCCUCUGCAGCAGCAGCAACACCUGAUGGCUAACGCCCCUCUACCCCCCCCCCCCCCCCCCCCCCGCCCACGCACGCCGCCCCUUUGUCCUACCCCCAAAUGUAAAACACUUGGGCUUAAAUUGACUUAAAUAAAACAUGUAAAUGAACACACAGAGGGUUUGAAUGGAUGCUUGGCUCUGAAGUUAUUGUAACCUCAUUAUUUAAGUGGGUGGGUGUGUUUGUUUGUGUAUAGAUUAAAUGUAGGGAUGAAUUGAUACCAAUAUCACAAACUUGAGUAUCUACUGAUAUGGGAUAUCAGUCUGAUAGUCUUUAUCUCAAACAUGAAGCUUCAACAGCAGACACGUUCAGCUCACUCUUAUUCUGGUCACAUGGUGGCGCAUGUCUCUGCCUCGGCCUCCAUACUCACUUACUCACUUUUGCCAUCCCCAGCUGACAAAGGCCCAUUAGGUCUGAGCAAUUUAUCUAAACUAUCGAUUUUUCUGCCCUAUUUGAAUUGCUUCAAGUCUAUAAUGUGUUAUUAUAGAUUUAAAACAAGAUGAAGCCUUAUCACAUCAAAUUAUUAACAGCUAAUGCAAGAAUGAGAACUCAUGUUUCUAACGUGUAUGUAUUGUUAAAAAAAAACUAAUUGUAGUUCUGAUUUGAAAAUGAGAAAUUGUUCAGUUCCGAUGUUCUCUGUGCUCAGUGAAGCAUUUUUGUGAUAAUUGUGCUUUCAUCUCAGAUCCAGUGAUUUUUGACCAGUACCAGGCAGAUACUAAUAUUUAAUAUUGGAUCCACUCGUCCCUAAUUAUAUGCCAUCUUCUCUCAUUAUUUCACACAUUCCUCUUCCUGGGUCUUUAUAUAAAGCUUUGCUGUCUUCAUGUGUCAAUAUCCAAGUCAUGGAGAAUAUAUCUUUUGAUUUAAAAAAAAAAAAAUAAAUAAAUAAAUAAAUAAUCUGCACAGAUUAGGAGCCAGCACAUACAACACCUCAAACCCUCUGCUGUAUCACAAUCAUAAGAAGAUAAACCUAAAUUAUACUGUUUGAACAAAAACAUAUGCCUUCAUUAAAAAGCUUGUUUGUUGAAUCUUGCUGUCUGCCUCUGCACUAUCUGUAUGUUAAUGAUGUAUUCAGUCUUCUAGAGGACACUAUUCUGAUGGGUCAUCUGUAUAAACAACUUGUUUGUUGGUGUGGAGCCACUGGAGCUUAUGUUUCUCUCAAGAUUUAAUAAAGGAAUAGUUCACCUUCA
Solea solea (common sole) is the source of this 3712-nucleotide messenger RNA. It is a transcript of the gene txnrd3, whose product is annotated as thioredoxin reductase 3. Gene Ontology annotation, molecular function: thioredoxin-disulfide reductase (NADPH) activity; glutathione-disulfide reductase (NADPH) activity; flavin adenine dinucleotide binding. Gene Ontology annotation, biological process: cell redox homeostasis; glutathione metabolic process; cellular response to oxidative stress. Bases 340 to 2142 code for a protein of 600 amino acids. The transcript has 16 exons. NCBI's taxonomy places the organism in Eukaryota, Metazoa, Chordata, Actinopteri, Pleuronectiformes, Soleidae. Gene Ontology annotation, cellular component: mitochondrion; cytosol. The record is from RefSeq and is a predicted model, not a curated record.